Messenger RNA from Sardina pilchardus (European sardine), 1484 nucleotides. It is a transcript of the gene rbm7, whose product is annotated as RNA binding motif protein 7. Gene Ontology annotation, molecular function: single-stranded RNA binding. The coding region runs from base 111 to 938 and encodes 275 amino acids. The transcript is spliced from 5 exons. Gene Ontology annotation, cellular component: nucleus. Lineage: Eukaryota; Metazoa; Chordata; Actinopteri; Clupeiformes; Clupeidae. Gene Ontology annotation, biological process: regulation of alternative mRNA splicing, via spliceosome. The record is from RefSeq and is a predicted model, not a curated record.
GCCAUUUCAGGCCUGUUUAUUUAGCUAGCCAGCAGGCUAACCAGACGUAACUGCCAACCAAAAAUAUUUAGUCGGGGUAAAAGGUUUUUCCUUUUAUACAUUCAUAAGAAAUGGGUGUUUCGGAUGAAGCAGAUCGAACACUUUUUGUGGGAAAUCUCGACCCACAAGUCACAGAAGAGCUGUUGUUCGAGUUGUUUUUACAGGCUGGCCCUCUGAUUAAAGUAAAAAUCCCCAAGGACAAUGAUGGAAGGAUGAAACAAUUUGCUUUUGUCAAUUAUAAACAUGAGGUUUCUGUACCCUAUGGCAUGGAGUUGCUCAACGGGACAAAGCUGUUUGGGAGAGCGCUAAAAAUUCAAUUCAGAUCAGGCAGCAGCCAUAUGAACCAAGAGGGCAAAAAUCCUAGUCCAUCAAACACACCUGGAAGGUAUGACCGGCCAGAUCAGACGGGCUCUCCGCUCUUCUCUACUCCUCCUCAAAUGCAGAGAUCUUUCUCUUCACCUGAUUCACUACAGAGGCAAGCACUGAUGAACAACAUGUGGCAGCUGCAGAUGCACCAGCUCCAGCAACUGAACGGAGCGUUCCCCAUGGGCUUCCCGCCGGCGUUUGGAGGAGCUGCUGGAGGAGCCGCUGGAGGAGGAGGAGGAGGUGCUGGUCUUGCUGGGGAAAGUCCAUGGCAGCUGGAGAGCCAGUCUUCGAGAGGACAUCGGCAGUCCCACCAGCAGGACUCCGUAGGAGGAGGAGGAGGCCAUCAGGGCCGAGAUCAGCGCUACAGCGACGCAGGGCCGGAGCGGCACCGCCGCGACUACGCCCAACGCAGCGACUUCCAUCACCACGACGACCGCAGCGGAGGCCGCAACCGAGACUACCCCGACAGGCGGCGGGACCAGCGAGAGGGAUCAAGAGACGCGCCACGGGAUGGACGUUAUCGACGAUACUGAAGACUGGAAUUUUUUUCUGGAAUUUUUAAAAAAAGAACUGAGAUUUAAGAUUUUUUUAGAAUAUUUUUUUAAUCACCACAUGAACUCUUAAAAAAAAAAAAAAGUUAUAGUUGGAUUUUUAAGCCACUGAAUCUUGAUUCUUUUUAAUGUAAAACCUUUUUUAAUUUGAGUUUAUAGGAUUUUUUUCCAAAUUGGACAUUUUUUGGAAAAAAUAUUCAUCAUGACUACAAAAAAGAAUACAAAAUAUUUGAUGUAUUUUUUACUUUUUUAUUUUUCUUUGACAAAUGUGUACUUUACAAUGGUAUUGUGUAUUGUUGGAACAAAAAAAAAUAAUAUGGAGCCAAAAAAAUGAAUUCUCAGGUUUAACCAUCAAUUAGAAAAAAGCUCCUUUACAAUAAAAAAGAAAAGCAUUUGAGACGCCAUAUUUGAGUCCUUUUAGUAGUAAUGGCAUUGUCCCCGAUUGUAAGGCCACUGAACAUUUGUUGUUUAUAGACCGAAAAAUUGCAGACGGAUCAGUUUUGAAUAAAAAUGAAACUGUUACUACUA